Aspergillus versicolor CBS 583.65 is the source of this 1369-nucleotide messenger RNA. RefSeq lists its product as uncharacterized. Gene Ontology annotation, molecular function: transferase activity, transferring alkyl or aryl (other than methyl) groups. The transcript is spliced from 3 exons. NCBI's taxonomy places the organism in Eukaryota, Fungi, Ascomycota, Eurotiomycetes, Eurotiales, Aspergillaceae. The record is from RefSeq and is a predicted model, not a curated record. Bases 29 to 1321 code for a protein of 430 amino acids. Gene Ontology annotation, biological process: alkaloid metabolic process.
AGCGUUUCUCUUUCUCUUAAUCGUAAAAAUGACGGUCGAAAGCUCUAUCUCUGCAUCAGACACUUCGCAGCCGAACGCAAAGGUGUACUGGUCUCGCCACCUCCGCUCCGUGCUUGCACCACUAUUUGAGGCCGCGAAGACAUAUUCAGUGGCUGAUCAACAGGCUCAUCUCGAAUUUAUCGAUGAGCAUGUGGCACCCAAUCUCGGCCCUCUGCCAGGAGAACCGCACGCUGCAUAUACAACUCCCUCCUCCCUUGUGGGCUCGCCUUUCGAUCCUAGCAUCAACAUAGUUUCAUCCGGGCAGGCUAAAGUGCGGUUCGACUUUGAUGUUGUCGGUCCAGCAGAGAGAGCAGGGCCUGACCCCUUCGCAGAGAAACAGUCGCGCGAGCUACUCCAUCGUCUAGCGGCAGUUGUGGGGGCAGAUACCCAGUGGAUGAACGGGCUUAUGGACGCACUCUACCUCACCCCGGAAGAGAACGAGAUUGCUUUGGCGAAGAUGCCUCCCGGUGUCGCCAUACCUCCAAGCUCUGUGGGCUUCGAUUUCGACGGUCCGAAAAGGACAUUGAAGUUUUAUAUCCCCGGCGUGCGGAAGGGCAUUGCUACGGGACGCCCAUUUGGGGAUAUCAUCCUGCAGACCCUCAGGUCUCUUGACCCAUUACGAUCUGAGCUCACUCCUGCGUUGGAUUUAGUUGAAUCAUAUAUUUCUACCUGUAAACACGAUGCCAUGCUUCCUUUGGUCGGAAUCGACUGUGUUGACCCCAGAAAGUACAAAGACGCACGCGUCAAAUGCUAUAUCCACACAAGCGGGAACUCCUUCGCCGUUGUCCGCGAUGUCUUAACCCUCGGUGGCCGUCUGACUGAUGAGACAUCCCUCAAGAGGGUUGAAAUCUUAAAGACGAUCUGGCCCUUGUUAAUUAACGAACCCGACGGUCUCGAAGCAGUGGAUGAAUCCUGGUCGAAGCCGGAGCGUAUUAACCGGACAGGAUACUCUGGGAUUCAGUACACCGUUGAGAUCACGCCUGGAAAGGCCAUUCCCGAUACCAAGAUAUAUGUUCCGCUCUUCCAGUAUACUGAUAGCUCCGAGGUUGCUGAGCGGAACUUUGAAAGUGUUCUCAAGAAACUGGAUAAUGAAUGGGGACAUAGUGGUAGGUACAGGAAGACGAUGCAGUCCAUCUUUAAGGACGUGGAUAACUAUGGUCAAACGUAUGCUUCCUUCUCGUACUCGGAGAAGAAAGGUGUGUAUACUACAUCUUAUGUUGCGAUGCCUAUCAAGGAUGAGGCCCUAGGGUUGGCUGGGGACUUUGGACUUCGUAUGAAUUAGGAGUUUAUUUGCUAGCUACUCGUUUCAAAUUCUAAUCGAUAUGUCGCU